Agrilus planipennis (emerald ash borer) is the source of this 1045-nucleotide messenger RNA. RefSeq names its product G-patch domain and KOW motifs-containing protein-like. The transcript has a single exon. Gene Ontology annotation, molecular function: nucleic acid binding. The coding region runs from base 142 to 948 and encodes 268 amino acids. Gene Ontology annotation, cellular component: spliceosomal complex. The record is from RefSeq and is a predicted model, not a curated record. Gene Ontology annotation, biological process: mRNA splicing, via spliceosome. Lineage: Eukaryota; Metazoa; Arthropoda; Insecta; Coleoptera; Buprestidae.
GUGGUAGUUACUGUUGAACAAGGUUAAAUGAUGUGUAAAUGUCUUUCUAGAAAAAUUGUUGAAAAGUAGAUCAUAUGGUAGAUCAUUAACAGUCAAUUAACAAUCAUGAAACAGAUAUUAAGAAGAAAGAAUGAUUAAGAAAUGGCUGAGAGCGAAAAGAAACUUUCUUUCACGUUUAACAAGACGUUGAAGAAAGGUAGUAUACCUAAGAAACUUCCAAAAAAAGGAGAACUAAUAGAAUAUAUUGAAAAUAAGUCCAUUAAAUUAACGCAUCAUAAUGAAGAGACAUCUCCUACAUCGUUAGUUAUUAACAUUGGAGCAUCACGAAAUAUUUCGGAUCGCAUAAGAGAAGCUAGAGAAAAAAGAUUAACAAGCAAGUCUCUCAAGAAUGAUAAUGAUAACCGACCAGAUUCAGAGCUCACUUUGGAUGAACUUGCAGCAAAAGAACUUCUUCAAGAUUCUCAAAAUAAUAAAAAAACGAUUAUAGACCUGCCACAACUUAAAGAAAACACUGUUGUCUUAGAUGGUAAAGAAGAAUCUUCUUUGAAAGAUUAUGAGGAUGUACCAAUAAGUGAAUUUGGUUUUGCCAUGUUGCGAGGAAUGGGAUGGAAGAAUGGAAUGUCGAUAGGAAAAAGACAAAAAGUUCCUUUAAAAAUAAAAGAACCUACUUUGAGACCAAAAGGAAUGGGUUUGGGAGUUAGUAAAUUAUUAAGCAAAACUUAUGAUGAUGAUAAAGGCAAAAAUAUUGAAGAAGAAAUAACUAAAAAGGGCACACUUGUAAAAGUAAUAGCAGGACGUUAUAAAGAUUGUUUUGGUGAAAUACAGAGCCUGGAUGAUGAGUCUGGAAGAGUAAUUGUUAAAACAGCUAAUGACUUAAUUUUAUCAUUAACAGAAUAUUUAAUUGAACCAAUUACAAAAGCACAAUAUGAAGCAAUGUUGAAAUUAUGAGAUUAUUAAGGUACAUAGUAAUAUGUUUCUCUAUGUUUUGAUAAUAUAACAUGUAUUUCAUCAAAUGAUAUUAAAGUAUAUUUCCUUCUAAAUAAAA